This is a messenger RNA of Sardina pilchardus (European sardine), 1502 nucleotides long. RefSeq names its product ethanolamine kinase 1-like. The record is from RefSeq and is a predicted model, not a curated record. NCBI's taxonomy places the organism in Eukaryota, Metazoa, Chordata, Actinopteri, Clupeiformes, Clupeidae. Gene Ontology annotation, biological process: phosphatidylethanolamine biosynthetic process. Gene Ontology annotation, molecular function: ethanolamine kinase activity. The coding region runs from base 141 to 1205 and encodes 354 amino acids. The transcript has 8 exons. Gene Ontology annotation, cellular component: cytoplasm.
GCACUGGAGAUGCCCAGAGGAACAUUGCACUUUGAUAAGCUGUCAACCAUGACAGAUGGGCUCUAGCAACCAAAGCAAUCCAGCUGUUAUUGUCGCUAAAAUAGGCUCCCUUUAAGUAAAAACUUGAGUCCCUCUAAAGAAUGGAGACCACCUGUAUAACUGGGCUUCUUCACCUGAAGAUAAGCGUGAAGGAAGAGGAUCCCCUCAGCGGUGUCAUGGAGCUGCUGAGGAUUCUCAGGCCUCAGUGGAGGGCAGAGGACAUUAAGACUAAGGUUUUCACAGAGGGCAUCACCAACCAGUUGAUGGGCUGUUACACAGGCUGCCUGCGGUCAUCGGAGGAUGUGGUGCUGGUGAGAGUGUAUGGCAACAUGACAGACCUCUAUCUGGACCGGCGCAAGGAGAUGGAGAUGUUUCAGAUCCUCCAUGAACACGGCUGUGGCCCCAAACUCUACUGCAGCUUUGACAACGGCAUUUGUUACGAGUUUUUGCAUGGCAUGGUGCUGGAUGACCCACUGCUGAGACAGCCUGACAUUUACAGACUCAUUGCUGAGGAAAUGGCAAAGAUCCACAGCAUCAAGCCAAGGACAAGCUCUCCCCCUCAGGUUGUCCUCUGGACAAAAAUGUCUCAGUUCCUUCAGCUCGUUCAGGAAGCUGAGAAUGAGACGCCAAUACUAAGGUCUCUGUGUGUAGCAGAGGUAGCCAGUAUGGAGGCUCUGAAGGGUGAGAUAAACGAGUUAAGAAGACGGCUCGGUCAGGUCUACUCUCCGACUGUGCUGUGUCACAAUGACCUUCUAACAAAGAACAUCAUCUACAAUGACACAAAAGGCUCUGUGAAAUUCAUCGAUUAUGAAUAUGCAGAUUUUAACUAUCAGGCCUUUGAUAUCGCCAACCAUUUCAAUGAAUUUGCAGGAGUGACCACCAUAGACUACGAUCUGUACCCUAGCGCGGAGCUCCAGCUGAACUGGCUGACCUCUUACCUGCGGAGCUCUCGGACCGGCUCCAGCACGGACAGCACCGUCUCAGAGCAGGACGUAAAGAGCCUGUACAUCGCCGUGUGCAAGUUUUCUCUGGCCUCUCAUUUCUUCUGGGGCUUAUGGGCCAUUAUUCAGGCCAGAUAUUCAACUAUCGAUUUUGACUUCAUCAAAUAUGCCAAUGCCAGAUUUAAGCGUUACUUUGAAAAAAAGGAGGAGUACUUCGGAAUGUAAAACACCAGUAUGCAUAGAGGCUUCAGUGAGCUACCAAAUACAAUGGAAAAUAUCAUUUUAAUGCUUGUGUUAUACAGUGUUUGCACUCAUUUUAUGCUAAGGAAUUUCUCUCAGUUGGUCAGCAAUAAACUUUCCAUCCCUUCAUUGCAUAAUUUCUAAUGGAGAAUGGGAUAGGCUACAGCCUUGUUUUGGAUUGUUAGACAGUUACACAAACUGUACAAACAUAUGACAAAAUAACGUUGUGUAUGGACUGGAUAGGGCCCAGGGAUCUUUUGUAAAUAAACAAAUACAUUUAAA